Molecule: messenger RNA, 1375 nt
Organism: Carica papaya (papaya)
Lineage: Eukaryota; Viridiplantae; Streptophyta; Magnoliopsida; Brassicales; Caricaceae
Source: RefSeq, a predicted model, not a curated record
UCAAACCGUAAAUUAUCAAUUCUCUUCUUCCAGACUUCUCACUGAACAAAAUACUAAAAUGAAAACAAAAUCUAUACUAGUAUUGCAGUAAAACCAAAACAAAAGUUUCUGCUACAUUUUGAAGCAUACUAGCAUUGCCAUUACUGCUAGCUUGUCACUCCAUCUCCUUCAUCCUACAUGGAAACUCCAUACCCAGAACCUAUAUCGCCCUCACGUACCCGUAUCGGGUGGAUUGGCGUCGGAGUUAUGGGUGCCGCCAUGGCUUCUCACCUCCUUUCCGCCGGCUACUCUCUCACCAUCUACGCUCGUACUCCCUCUAGAUGCCUCCCUCUUCAAGCCCAGGGAGCCCGUCUGGUCCCCUCGCCGCACGACCUCGCUCGUUCGUGCGAUGUUGUUUUCACCAUGCUGGGUAACCCACAAGAUGUUCGAGAAAUUGUCCUGGGUCCCAACGGCUUGCUUUCUGGCCUAAAUUCCGGUGCCGUCAUCGUUGACACAACCAGCAGCCACCCUUCUCUGGCUCGGGAGAUUUUCACGGCCGCGCGCGCCAAAGGCUGCUGGUCUGUGGACGCGCCGGUAUCUGGAGGCGACAUUGGCGCGAGAGAAGGAAAGCUUGCUAUCUUUGCUGGAGGUGAAUGCGAAGUGGUGGAGUGGUUAUCGCCGUUGUUUAAAUUCAUGGGAAAGGUUACGUAUAUAGGUGAGGCGGGUUGUGGGCAAAGUUGCAAGAUAGCAAAUCAGGUUAUUGGGGGGGCGAAUUUGCUUGGGUUGAGUGAAGGUUUUGUGUUUGCAGAGACAGGGUUGGAUGUGGGAGAAUUUAUGGAGGCAGUGAGAGGUGGGGCUGCUGGGUCAAUGGCUAUGGAGUUGUUUGGGGAGAGGGUGAUUGGGAAGGAUUUUAGGCCAGGUGGGUUCACUGAAUAUAUGGUGAAGGAUUUGGGCAUGGGUGUUGAUGUUGUAGAGGAGGAUGAGGAUAAGAGGGUGGUUGUGUUACCUGGUGCUGCAUUGUGCAAGCAGCUCUUCUCUGCAAUGGUGGCAAAUGGAGAUGGGAAGCUUGGCACCCAAGGUCUUAUCACAGUCAUAGAGAGGAUCAAUGGCAAGUAAGAUGCAGCAUCUACGUACAUAACAAUUUAGUAAAUCCGUGGAAAAGCAAUGGAAGAGAAUUUCUUACUUUUAAUGGGGCGAGAUGAUGUGGGUUUCAACGAGAACCUGCACGAUUUGAAGAAAAUUGUUUUUACACAAACCGGCUCCAGGUUGAGGCAAUUUUGGAAAAUUCAACAAACUUCAUGCGACAAUUCAUCAUAUAAUAUACCAAAUUAUAAAUAAUGUGUUGUACCAAGUUUACAAUCCCUAUAAAUGCAUAAAAAGUAUUGAGAUACAUCCA